UUAGCCCCCUCUUUGCCCUUCAAAAUUUUGUACUGCAGACAUCGACGAAGAAAAUGGCGACGGCGACGACGUCAUCAUCGUACCCGCCACCGCCGCCUUAUUACCGCCUUUACAAGGACUAUCUUCAAGAUCCGAGCUCUGCCCCCGAUCCUCCGCCCCCAGUCGACGGCGCUUACCCUCUCUUUGGCGCCACUUACACUACGGAUGUAGUGCUUCCGAGCUUGGAGGAUCAGGGAGUUCGCCAAUUGUACCCAAAAGGCCCUACUAUUGAUUUUAAGAAAGAGCUGAGGGCACUUAAUAGAGAGCUCCAGCUGCAUAUCUUGGAGCUUGCUGAUGUUCUAGUAGAGAGACCAUCACAAUAUGCACGAAGAGUUGAAGAGAUUUCUCUUAUUUUCAAGAACUUGCACCAUCUCCUCAAUUCGUUGCGACCUCACCAGGCUAGAGCGACACUCAUUCACAUACUUGAAAGCCAGAUUCAACGCCGCAAGGAAGCAGUGGAAGACAUAAAACGGAGGAGAGAAGAGGCACAGAAAUUGCUCAAGGAAUCGCUUCAAACUUUGGACGGAAAUGUAGACUGUUAAUUUGAGCAUUGAAUUUCUUAGACAGCCUCUAUCGUAGUUAAUACGUUCUUCUAUUGAAAUACUUGUGUGAUUGUAUCAAAUUUGAAGAAAUUAGUAUAGUAGAAUAUUAAACUGUGACUAGUCUCGGAUA
Messenger RNA from Asparagus officinalis (garden asparagus), 711 nucleotides. Its product is annotated as mediator of RNA polymerase II transcription subunit 7a-like. The coding region runs from base 54 to 581 and encodes 175 amino acids. The transcript has 5 exons. Gene Ontology annotation, biological process: regulation of transcription by RNA polymerase II. Gene Ontology annotation, molecular function: transcription coregulator activity. The record is from RefSeq and is a predicted model, not a curated record. Gene Ontology annotation, cellular component: core mediator complex; mediator complex. NCBI's taxonomy places the organism in Eukaryota, Viridiplantae, Streptophyta, Magnoliopsida, Asparagales, Asparagaceae.